GAGGGUUUAGGGCCCGCACUUCGAACUGCAGAUGAUCACAGUCUUUCUGCAGGAAAGAUCCAUCCAUUGCUGAUCGAUGUGGCUGCUUGUUCCCGAGCUGGCUGCCUUUCUCGCCUUCGCCGUCACGCCCACAGGCGCAAAGAGGAGGGACGGGAGGAGGCUGCAAGGUGGGUACGAAAGACAGGGCCUGCAAGCACAUGUGUGUGUUUGCGUGGUUGUAUAUGGAAUCAUAAUGGGAUGCAGUGGCCGGCGCAUCGGCAGAGAUCCCGUCGGCCUGCCGGUGCCCUGCCAAUUAUUGGCAGGACACUGUAUGCGACCUCGAGUGCUACAAUGAGGAGUGUGAAUGGGACGGAGGCGAUUGCCAACCAGGCACCUAGACACACAACUCACACAUGGACACAGAUGGGUACGUCAGUGCACGUGCAUGUGUGCAGGCGUGUUUUGCAGCGACUUGGAGCCCUUCUGCAAGUGGAAUGAGACCUGUGUCGGCGGCAGUGUGAGUGCAUUCGGCAGAUGCGAGAGCCUGUGCACCGCUAUCGAGUGCUCAGAAGACGCGCACGAGAUAUGCGAGGUACGUGUACACACAAACACCUGCAUGGAUCCAUACCUACACACCUGUAUGCGUGUGCGCAGGUGCAGCACACACCGCACAGCGGUGAAGGCGACGGCGUUGCUAGGUGCGUGUGUGCGGAGGGCUUCAGACGAGCCGAGGACGGCAGAUGCACUACAGGUGGGCACGGGUGCACCCUUGUGUGUACGUCACUCUCCUCAUUUCUGCGUGCAGAGCCGCCAAGCCCCCCGGCAGUAAGGCAUCCAUUGCGUGAAUGCGUGGAUGGCUUCCUUCCAUUGGUGUCAUUCCCGCCUCAUUCGCUCACUUCAGGCGCCGAUCAACGAAAGUGAUCUGACAGCGGCUGAGUACGACCAGCUGCUGACCUGGCUGGGCGGGCCAACCAGGAGCCUCGCACUGCUCUACAAGUACACACACACACACAGACGCUUCGUAUGCAAACGCCUCCGUGAUGUUUGUCCAUGUGUCAGGUCGGUUCGUGACGGCUAUUCAUUCGGCGACAUGCUCGCCAAAGUCGAGAGCGCAAGUCAGUAGGACGCGAGUCGACCACACACAGAGACGCAUAUCUGUCCACAUGAAAGAACAUCUUCCAUUCCUCCCUCCCUGACACAAUGUAGGUGGUUUGGCGUUUGUGGUAAGGAAGGACCAGUACCUUCACGGGUGCUUUGUGGGCGACCGGCUGCAGCUGCCCACAAAGGCUGCAGCGCCCACAAAGUUUGCCGAUGCAGCUGCGCAGGUCGCCCCUCCAGAGUACCGCGAGUAUGACUGCCCCGUGUGGCUAUUCUCACUGAGUGGUGGGGUGGGGUGGGGGCAAACCACACAGAGGCCAGGCUGAUGGAUGCAUGCUUGUGGCUGCAUGGUUGUGGACCAGGUCAUUUUGACAAGCCAACGAAGAUUCCAUUGCCGCCACGUGUCUACCUUGCACACACAAAUGGAACCGCGCAGGCACAGAUAUGGACGUGUGUGUGUGUGUGUGUGAGUGAGUGUAUUACAGAUGUUCAGGGCAUCCGUGUGGCGUCGCGUGAAGGCGGCGUGCCUUUGUGGUGGGGCAAGGCCAAGAUCAGCGUCACACACGACGAAUACAUCCAUUUCGGAUGGGACGACCCGAAACAAGUAAGACAGCCAAUCAGUCGCACACACCCACACCCACACGCACAGUGUGUCUGUCGGUCUGUGUGUGUUACGUGUGUGCAUCAGAGCGAGAAUCUCCAGUCGAUGCUGCACUUCAUCCCCAAGGACGACACGCCCCCUGCAUAUAGGGGUGAGGUGGACGAGGACGGCGAUGCGGUGUUGGGGGGCACGCUGCACUUCAUGGCCGACUCGCUUGAAAUACUACAUGUCACGUAGCUGACUGUCUAACGAGUUGGCUCCGCUCAGCUGUGCUCGCUGUCUAUCUUUGCCCAUGUGCCUGUAUGUGGUGUGUGUGGGUGUGCGUUAGUGUCUUCGCGUCUGUGUUGUGUGUGUGGUGUGUGUCUUGCCUGUCUGCAUUUGUCACUCCCAUUUUUGGUGGCCGUGAAUGUCUGACGGGUGAGUCAGUCACAUGUGUACGUGCAUAUAUAUGUGUACAGUCGAUACACCACGGCCAUGAAACCUAUGUUUGACUGCGACGCUGAGGGUCAGGUGACUGGGAGGGAAAGAGGCAGAGGCAAAGCCAUCUCCUGGGGUUUUAUGGUGUGGGCGAGAUGGCAAGAGAAAUGAAAGAGAGAGAGAGAGAGAGGGAGGAAGAGAGAGUUGUGUACUGGGCUUGGUUGACUUGAGUGAGGUGUGCUGGUGUGUGACGCCACACUGCCUGAUUGGCGGGCGUGUUGUGUGCGAUGUGUGCGUGAGUGCGUGAGCGUCCUCUUUUUGUAGUUGGUGUGUUCGGAUUUGCUCGUCAUGCCUGUCUGUCCGCCCUCCCUCCUCAAUGAAUGACAUUGAGAUGCAUAUGGAGUGUUUUUUUUUCCCUUCUUUUCCCAAGUCGCCUGCCUGCUUCAGAG
This is a messenger RNA of Vitrella brassicaformis, 2544 nucleotides long. The record is from the annotation of a GenBank genome assembly. Lineage: Eukaryota; Vitrellaceae.